Athalia rosae (coleseed sawfly) is the source of this 10337-nucleotide messenger RNA. Its product is annotated as serine-rich adhesin for platelets. Lineage: Eukaryota; Metazoa; Arthropoda; Insecta; Hymenoptera; Athaliidae. Bases 1642 to 8628 code for a protein of 2328 amino acids. Gene Ontology annotation, biological process: positive regulation of DNA-templated transcription. The transcript is spliced from 17 exons. Gene Ontology annotation, cellular component: SWI/SNF complex. The record is from RefSeq and is a predicted model, not a curated record.
AUUUGCGGAUAUCUUAUGACAUUUAUAUAGCAGCUUCAAUUUGAGUGAAUUAGUUGAAUUUCGAAAUGAUUUCAAUUUUUGCCCGUCUGAUUGUCAAGUAUCCCAUUGGUGGAUUUUCCCGCCACGAAUAACGGAACUUUGGUGAUUUUCACCUGACGGGUUGGUAAGCAAUAAAUAGUAUAAAUAUAACAUUUGCAAUUGUUAGGAGCAUAAUUGAUCAUUUACGGGAACGAAUAAUGCCACGUCACGAUAACCUAAUCGAAUUUAUAUCAUAAACUAUUAUUGACACGUGUAUUAUUAGGAAUCAAUUUGACAAAUCGAUUUAAAGAGCAUUUUUAGGAUUUUAUCGCCUCGUUCUAAUGGCAGCCUUGAUAAAUACAUGAUGGCCGUUGUUCCCAUGAAGUGAAAACGCUUUUUGGCUCGUCGCGAAUGCAAUUCUCCUUUUAUUUAUUACUGAUUUUUGUAAAUAACCCACUGUAAACAAACCAUCAAUGUCCGCGAAGUGUCAUGCGUGUGUUCAACGUGAUGUAUAUGUGAAACCCGAGAGACUUUGUGUAGCAGGAUCAGGAUAGCGAGUGGGCAAAUGCAUUCGGAGGGUUUUCACCGUCUUGCAUUACAAAGAUCUUUUUGAUUCAGGUGCUUCAACCUUGAAUCUGGGUUCUGUUAUGCUUUAAGGUUAUGAUUCUUCGUUGAUACAACCUGGUCAUAACAAAUCAUGAUCAUAUCAAACAAUUCUGCUACCAUGCUGAUUGUUUUUGUGAAAUGUCUUUUGCAUAGGAAAAUCAUGUAUUAAAUUUAAUCAUAAAUACAUGGAACAGCGCUUUGAUCUAUGAGACUUCUAUGGAGCACUUAUGUGACUUACAAAAAAUAAAUGGCCUAAGAACACGUCGUUUAAAAAUCAAGAUACCUAAAUAAAAUAAUGAAACCAAUUGCUUUGUUGUGAAUAAUAUUUAUUUAACGGAUCAAUCUUAUUUCAACAUCUGUACCCAAUACUACACUCGUGGACAACUCGAUGAAUCACACUCGGAAGACCCUAUAAUAGUGCAAAGAAUGCCAGCCAAUUAUAUCUGGCUGCUGGGUUUAGGAUAAAAUCCAGACUCAAUAAAUCUAAGACUCUAAAAUUUGAUCUUACUUAUGAUCUGAUGAUAUUAAUUGUCAGGUGAAGUGGUAGGUUUAGAAACAAUAUCUAAAUGGAUGAAAUCUUACAAAUGUGCUUUAGACUGAAGUUCAGAUACGCCCGAGACACUGUGAUAUUAUUGUUUUUAAAUGGAUAAUAAUCAUCACUUGAACAUGAUAAAUAAUCCUAAGUGAACAUGUUGAAAUGUAGUUAUAAAUGAUCAACAAAUGAGAAUCCAUAUGUACUACAGAAGCAUUGACAUUGUAAUUUUUAAAUGGAUAGUGGAAUAACUUCAUUCAAAAAAAGGUUAAUAAAUAAUUAAAGUCCAAGUGAAAAUCAAAGCUUUAUGGAUGACAGGAUCAGGAGACGUGGGUCGUAGACGCGUUGAGUGGCGCCGUAGCGCAAAUACACAUACACGGAAUACGCCAUUGGAAGAUAAAUUUACCAGGUUCGAUCAGUGGCUAGAGCGGAAAAGGUAAAAAGGUGGCUGAAGGCUGCCUGGAGUUGCGAGGGGCUGCGUGGGCAUGCAGCAGCCUCAGCCACGCCCUCUCCUCGGGGACUCUGUAUCCUCUACACCCCCCCCAGCUGCGCGUCGUAAUAAUCCUGUUGCUGUGCUCACUCAUCAGCAGUUACAACAGCUGCAGCAAUUACAGGCACACAACCCUACUGGACAACCAUUAACAUUCGCUCUCCAACAACCCUCGAAUAAUAGCCAGGAGCAGAAUAAUGGGUCCACGACACAUGGUAAUCACAUAGUAUACUUAAAUCAGUUAAACCAGUUGAAUCAAGGGGGAAUCGGUCACUCAGGGGCUGGUAUGGGCCUACCCCCGGCCACCCCCACUUUUGGGGUUGGCCUUAACAUGGGACUACCGUUAUCGUUGUUGAAUACCUCGCUAACAUCGCUCACCUCGAAUGCAAUCACAACAUCAAAUCCCCUUCUAAAUUUGGGGCUAUCUGGCAUCAAUCCAAGUCUGACAAGUCUGAAUCCAAAUCUGAACUCAUUAAAUUCCAGUUUAAACUCUAUCAACCAGAGUUUAAGUUCAAAUUUGACAUCUAAUAAUAUAACUUCCGGAUUAACGGGACUCAGCCAAGAUUUAACAAAUGUGAACUCUGGGCUAACAUCAAUCAACUCUGGACUGUCUGGUAUCAACCAAGGAUUAACAGGCUUGAAUCCGAAUGUAAAUCCCAGUUUAAAUACUUUAAAUUCCAAUUUAAGCAAUGUGAACUCUAGUGUUUCAAGUUUGAACACGCUAAAUCCAAGUAUAAGUACAAAUUUGACUACAGCAAGUAUAAAUCAGGGACUUGGUCAAACUUUAAAUGCUUUGAAUACUGGCUUGACACCAAGUAGUAUAAGUUCAAGCAAUUCGAAUAGUUUUCCAUUUCAGACCAUCCAGAGUAUUCAAAGUUUAGCUCCACAUAUCGUUAACUCGAACAUAACGCAUAUUCCGAAUUCGAAUGUGUCCCACCUUACUUCUAACUCCAGUGUGUCUUCAAUUGCGCAUAUUUCUAGCUCCGGUGUAACGCACUUACCGAGUUCAAGCGUGUUUACACAAGUUUCAAGUGUACCAACUCUGUGUAGCUCGAAUAUAACUCAUGCCUCGAAUAUCACGCACCUGACAAAUGCUGGAACGAUGCAAUCUGCGGUGUCUCAUGUUCCCAAUUCAGGGAUACAGCAUAUCCCACUUUCAAACGAUGCACAUUCGACUAUAAGCCAUAUUACUUCUUCAAAUGCCUCUCACAUAACUACCUUUCAUCCGCAGAGGCAAUUCUCUCAAAAUUUAAACCCUGUUCUCAGUUCUGCACAAACGCUAAAUAGUGUUAAUGCAUCAAUGAAUUCAAUCAACAACUUAAGUGGUGUCAAAAAUAUGCAAAACAUUCAGAGUCAGAACAUUAGUUCACCCGGCAGUCCAUUCUCAAUACCGAUGAAAAGUCCUGCAUCGAACAUAGCGCCACCAACACCGAGUCCAAGCCCAAAUCGGCUUUUGCUCAGAAGUCCUGCAUCAAAUUCAAUGCAGUCAAACAGAAACAGUCCGAGUCCAGUCUCCAUUUCAACACCAAAUGCCAACUUCGGAGCACAACUGCAAAGCCCUAUGCAGAGUCCAAUGAGUGUAGGGCCUAUUCAAAGCCCAGCACCCAGUCCGUACCCACCUGCAAAAAGUCCGCAUCACCUGGGAGGUGGCAGUGCCAUGAAUAACAGAAGUCCAGCCCCUGGAGGGAGUCCUGGUCCACCUGUGGUAAGGCCCAAUACCCCAAUUUUGCAGCAAGGGAUGCAAGUAUUGCAAAUUAUUCAUGGUAACCCACAAAGUUAUCAACCAACGUCUGCUCAGUUAGUGACCAGGACUCAUUUGAUUGGAAACCAACAAAUUCAAAUUUCUACUACUAAACCUACCAAACAGCCACCACAAAUUUUGCCAAAACCUCCAAACCAACAAGGCGGUGGUACACAGCAAAAGCAACAGAGGAAUACCAACACUGUUACAAAUCAGGUUCCACAACAAUCCCAGCCGCAGUUGGUUCUCACCGGUCCUCAGACAAACGCCACCACAGCUACGAUGAUUCCUACGGCACAAGGUCCCCUUUUGCUCAACCAGGUUCUACCGUCAUCGGGGCCUGUUAUCGUUCAGCAGCAGCCCGGUGGUGUUCAAUUGAUUCUACGGACACCUGCGAAUGCUCAACAACAAACACAUACCGCACAGCUGACCCAACAACAACUGGUUCGAGUCGUAACAGCUCAAGGAAUGCAACUACAAGGUUUAGCUCCAACGUUCUUUGCAGUACCAAAUGGAUUUCCACCUCCUCCUCCUCCGGUAUUGAGACAUAAUCAAAGUAGCCCAGCUCCUUCGAAUACGGGAGGUAAUCCAAUAGUUAUACAGAACACAAUGGUGCAAAGCCCGCAACCACAACUUACGCAAGUGACGAAUGCAAAUACUUCUAACAAUUCUCCAAAUAGUCAUUCAGUGGUAGACCAUCAUUUAUUACCCCCACCUAAAAAAAAGGCCAAGAAGAAGAAAAAAGCUAAGAGAAGAGAAGAGGAACCACCAAAGUUAGAUUUAGCUAGCAUCAUGAAGAUAUCUGGAAUUGGUGAUGACGACGAUAUGUUUGAUAACGAUUUAGCAACGGAGACAGAUACAUCGAAUCAAAUGCAAAUCGAACAGAGUAUUGAUCAGAACCCAGGUCAAGCAUUAACACAAGCGUCCAUUUGUAAUACUAUAAAUGUUAACACUCCAGCUCAAACUACACAGAACAAUCGGAACAAUAGUCAGCUAUUAGCUCAAUUACAAACACCUGUACAAAAUCCAAUUUCUGGGCAUCUGAGAUUAGCAGUUGGUGAAGAUGGUAGAUUUAUUUUACACCAUACUCCAGAACCAAAUCAGCCAGAGAUAGAUUCUGCUACAGCUCAGGCCUUAAUUCGCUCACUAACUCAAAGUGGGGGACAAAAUUCCCAAAUAAUUUCCCAACUUUUGGGCCAGCCUACGAGUGCUACACAAAAUACCGGACAGAAUCAACCAACCCUACAAAUUCAAACGCACAAUCGGCAAAAAUUUGUAAAGUCACCUUCGUCUGCAUCGAAUCAAGUUUUGAACCAGCCACAUGGCGUGAAUAAUAGCCCGACAAAUUAUCAGACCGUGACCCCAUCGACUAGCCCUGAAGAAGAACAAAUGUCUCAAAACUUGAAUGUCCAAGGUAGUUUGAGUAGCACUGUGAAUUUGAACACUCGAAUCUCAGGAAAUUCAAAUACACAGAGUCAUACAAAUGCCACUCAUAACUCGAAUAUGUCACUUGCAGUGAAUUUAAACACACACACUUUAAUGAACUCAUCAAAGAAUGUUCAAACAUCAAACACUAAUCCUCAUAAUCAGCAACAUUCUAAUCCUAAUAUACAAGUAUCCUCUGAGACAUCAGCCCCGAAAGUGUCGAUGGUUUGUCCAAAAUUCAAAAUUCAAAAUCAACGAUUCCAAAGUACGAAUCAAUCAAUUGGUUCAAACCAUCAACAAAAUCUGAACGUGCAAACCCAGAAUGCCACGCAAAAUCGAAUUGCCGCCCCCCUGUUGCAUUCAAGUCCGCAACAAACGGCUAAAUACUCCAUAUCGAGUGGUUCCUGUAUGCGGAAAUCUGUACAAAGUGGUCAAUCUGUACAGCAUAACUCACAAUUGGUUAACCUGCUUCCCAAAAGUACCCAAUCACAACCAAUCAAUAUUCAGCAAGACGGACAAGGUGCCCAACAACAAGCGCAAACCAUUCAAGGAAUACAGGCACAAAGUCUGCAGCAUAUCUUUCAGCAAAAUUCGAAUGCUCUGCAACAAAAUACUAGUGGCAAUCUACAACAGAAUAUUUUGCAACUAAGUUCCGUCAACAGUUCACAACAGAAUACUGUGGCCAGUGCCCAACAAAAUACGAGCAAAAAUCUGCAUCAAAAUACCGCUGGUAUUCAACAAAACGUUGAACAGAGCAUGCAUCGAAACAUGGCUAACGAUUUGCACCAUAAUUCAAUGAAUGCUAUGAAUCAAAACGUGUCCAACAGUCUACAGCAAAAUUUAUCUACUAAUCCACAUAAUAUCGGUUCCAAACAGCAAAAAACGAUUUAUACAAACACGAAUUGCUCGGAAAAUUUAGUAUCAAGUAAUUCUCAAAGCGGAAACAACACACAGCAACAGAAAAUUUUGAUUACUAAUUCCAGUUGUCCAUCAACCAUGCAACAAACUGAUCUCCAAAAAAUUCAAGCGGCAAACAUGAAUUCAAUGAAUUCCGCUGCGACCAGUAUAUUCAAUAACGCACCUAAAAUCACACCAGAAAUUUUGAAUGCUCUGAGUAACUUGAAUCCAAAUGAUCAAUUAUUGAUUGCUAAUGCCAAUGGACAAAUGCAAGUUAUAAGUCAACAACUGCUACAGCAAUUUUUAGCAGGACAGCUGAAUGUCUCACAACAUACACAAAAUCAAAAUCAGACUCAAAAAAUCGUUAUCGGAGAGCCAAAUUCUAAUAAUCAGAAUUUACAGGGUGUACAAAUAAAUACUCCCACCAGUCAAAUAAUUGUCAACAGUUCGGGAGGAGCACCUACAAUACAAAAUAACAUUCAAAACAUCGUAGUGCAAGCAGCACCAUCGCAAAUACCGCAACAAAUACAAAUACAGAAUUCUGGAUUUCCGAGUCAAUUUAUAGAUAAUCUUAAUCAACAGCAGAUCAGAAAUUUAGGAAAUAAUCCGACAAUUACUAAUUCUGCACCUAAGAAACCAAAGGUCACCAAGAAAGCUAAAGCUGCUGGCACCUUAGCUCAAAACACCAGUUUUCAACCAGUUGUUAAAACUGUCGCGGUAUCUCGAACUACAAUGACCACGACAACAACGGCUCAAAAAACGAGCAUUUGCGAUAAUUCUAAUAAAAGCAAUUCCAGCUUGAUGCCACAGAGUACAAAUUUGAACAAAAUGGAAUUGCCCUUGAUUUCAACUAAUGGUCCACAACCUACGUCUAUGCCGAAUAAUCAGAAUUUGAUUACAUCAAACGGUCAAUUGGUUCAAAGGGUGCAAACCAUACAACUUCCGGCACAGAAACAACAAAUGUUGAAGAGUAUUCAAACGCAGAUACAGGCUAUCCUUGCACGUAAGCCUAAUAGUCAAACGGAACAGGCUUCUUUAACAAAACUAUAUCAGGAGCAGACUAGAAUUUUAGCCAGUGGCAAAGUUAUUAGCAGUACAUCACAUCCUGUGAGCACUGGCACUGAAUCAACUAUGAGUGUAAAUGUUGUAUCAACUGCAGUAUCUACUACUCUGGUGCCAACCAUUUGUAAAAACCAAACAUCUACCGCCCAAACGCAAACGCUUGGUAACUCAUCUUUGGUUUCCAAGGCAAAUACUCAGAUUUCAAAUUCCGCACCACUCAAUAUUCAAAGUAACGUCGAAAAUGCCUUUAUGGGCAGUCUUAUACAGACUCAACCUGCGGUCCAGCAAAAUAUUCAAUCACAAAGUCCCCAGACUGAUAAUGUUAAAAAUACAAAUACAACCGAAUGUAAGCAGCAUAAAUUUUAUCAGAAUCAAAACCAACAGAUGUCGAGUAGCCUUUCUGGUACAAGUACAUCGUCGUAUCCUGGACUAACUAACAUCUCGAGUUCGGUACAAAAUAAUUUACAAAAUCAAGCUCUUAAUCAGCAAAUAACUGCGCAGCAAUCGACGCAAUGUCAAACCGAUCCGUUGGAUAUUAAACCGAAUAUUCAGAGUGUAAGCCCUAUCAAACAAGAACUGUCAUCACCCAUUCAAAUUCAAGUCCAGAUCGGAUCUCCUGCUGGUCAACUGUCAUCAAAUUCACCUAGAAUUGCUAACAAGUGCCCCCAGCAAAUCCAAAGCCCAGUGAAUGUAAACUCAUCCCAGUGCCAGGUUAAACAAUUGAUUAGCCCAGGAAGUAACAGUCCUCGACAAGCCAUUAAAAGGCCUGCCUCAAGUCCCAUUUGUCGGCAAAUCAAUCGUAGCGACUUAUUGGAACAACAACUGAAGAUAGAUCAAAAUGGUGCAAUAAACCCAGAUGUAAACUCUCCUUUCACUAGUAAAUCUGAUGCAUGUAAGCGUUUGAUUAGAUACCACUGUUUCAACGAACAAGUAUUGAGUUCAAAAGAUCUGGCAAAGGCAGACGAAAUAUUUGAGGAAACAGCUAAACACCUUUUGAGCAAAUUCAACUCUAUGAUGAAUAAAUACACGUACCUGUUACUAAUGGAAAGUAUGCGAGAAGUAAGGACUUCUGAAUUGAUGAUGAUCGAUCGGACGUUCGUCGCUGAAGAACAGAGCAUUCUAAGCAGGCUCCGAGAGCAGGAGGCAAAAGCAGAUGAAGAUUUCAAGAAGGAAGAAAAGCCAAUGGUUCCAAAGGUCGAGCCUGGUCUGGUGGACGAUGUCAAACCUCUGACAAUACCUGCUAACGUUGCCGUGAAACGGGAGUUAGAGGAUGACUAUUCAGAGAUGGAUGAAGAUACUAAACCUUUAAUCAAACCGUUAAGUUGUACAAGUGGCGAUUACGACGAAUGGCUUGAAAUCCAAAAAGAAUUAGGCGUGUAUACGACAUCUGGGGAUAGUUCCAAAUGUAAAAACAGUGGUAAUAAUAGUGGUGUGAUGACACGGACAUCAAGAGGUGAAAGGACGCGGGCCAACGGUGAAUAUCGUGGCAGUGUAGUGAGUUCUGGUCUAAUCCUAAAAAACUCUUGCGAGACAGGGCCAAUUUCAGACCGUCGCUGGAGUGGGGCUACCGAUUUGGAAAGGGAUCUAUUGGAAGAUACAGACAGUUUAGAUGGACUAGUUUUAACUUCUCAGGUCCAAUGUCCACCGUCGCUGCAUCUUUCAAAUGACAACGACAACGAUAACGAUGAUAUAACUGCUCAGGUUCAAUCCGCAAUUGAUAGCAUCUUGAAUCUCAAGCAAGGUCCGUCAAACCCCAUUCCCCCGCCUACUCUCCCAGCCUCAGCGUCAACGUCUCAGACCACCGAAUCUAAAGAUGCUGCAUUGGAUCAGGCUGUAAGGAGCAUUCUUGGCUCGUGACCCCCCUACAAAAAAGUUCGUUAAGUGAGUUUUUUUAAGCAAGGUCUCUAGAAUAGAUGGGGAUGUGUGCUUCUUUUUGUUAAAAGUAAUGUUUGAAAGAUAAUUUCAAACUAAAUUAUAAACAUGAGGUCAUACCAAUCCAAAAACUGUGAUCUUUUCUAGCGACCUUGCUAUUGAAUCAAAUGCAAACAGUUAUCAAUGUGGUAUUUAUCUCAAAGAUAAUAUUUAUUACACUUUAAUUAUUAUUUAUAAUCCAAUCCGUUAUAAAAAUGGCAGCUAUAUAUACAAUGUUUGUUUACAUCAGGAAGCGGCAUCUUAGUCGCCAACUUCACAUAGUACAAUUUUGGGUAAGGCUUGAUAAUUAUCACAAAUUUGUUACAGUUGAUAAUGUAUAUUCUCAGCUUCUCUUUAUUACACACUUUUUGUGUGCCAUUACUAUAUUGUAAUUUUUAUUUAAAUAGUAAGAUCCAGUAUAAAUUAUGAACUCCAUAUUUAUACAACGACAAUUGUUGAGGCAAUGACACUGAGUCUAUUUACAUAGUUUUUGCAUUUUUUCCUUUUUGAGAUUAAUUAAUUACCACGUUGAACUAGAUGCAUUGUGAAAUUUUUAAUAUUAGCUCUUAAAUUAUCAACAGUUUUUUUUCGCAAAGGCAAUAAUUAUUAAACUAAUUACAUACUUUCCAAUAGAAUAGAAGUAAUUAAUUGAACUUAUACUGUAAUUCAUAACUGUAAAUGUGGCUAGGUAGUUAGGUUUGCUCAGAUGUACAUCUGUUGGUUCGUAAUGUAAUUUUGUACAAAAGAACUAUUUAAAACAAUAUAUUCCAGUUUUAGCGAUCACAGUUUACAAAUACUUAAAGAAUCGGUGAGUUGUAUAUACGUUUUUAACUAUAUCAUUAUAUAACAUUUAUGAAACAUCCAAUAUUGUAAAAAAAAAAAAUAAGGAAAUGAGAAAAAACAGCAUAAGGGAGAAUAACUUGAACUUGUUUUAUCAGAGCAGAAAAAAAAAAUUUGAUACAUUACACGAGAUAGAAACAAAGAAUCAAAUGAAAAACAGAUAUUUUGACUGUAGAAUCAUUGUAAUAUUUCAAAAUCUUUUAUGGUAUUACAUAGAAAUAAUAGGUGUCAAGAAACACUGAGGUUGAGAAUCUGUAUAAUACAUUCAUGUCUUAUGUUUAUGAAUAAUCUAUUGUCCACAACACAUACAGGCAGAUAAAGGACGGGAUAUCAUAUGAUACCUGCUCACUUGUUAGUAUCAGAAUGUUAAUGUAUUCACAAUAUUUUCGAAAAAAAUUUUUUGCUUUUGCCCAGUUAACUUAUAUUCUACGCGGACAGAAUGAUGCAUGGUAUAUUUUUCAAUAAUGUUCAUACAUUUUUACACCCAAAAAUUUUGCUGAAGGAUGCAUAAUAGAAAUUACAUCACGGUUUUAGUUUUACUUUAAUGAUAUUGCUGUGUUGCAAUCAAGGCAUGGUUUGGGAGCAUUUUUUAUCAAGAAAUGUUAAUAGCAUAGUAUUUCUGGGAUACUUAAUUCUGAACAGCUAUUCAUUAUUGAAUUAUCAUGUCCACCUAAUCGGUAAAUUAUAGAGGUUCUCUCGUUGAUAAAAAAAAUGAAAAAACAAAAAAACUGUUUCUGGUUAAAUCAAUCCAAGACUGACAUAUUAUACCGACAAACAUGCAAAAUGGCAUUAUUUAAUAAAUAUCGAACAGAUGA